UCUUCCUUCUAUCGGCGUUGAGAACUAUGGUCUUCAGAAAACUUCUGUGUCGGAUGCGACGGAUGAGUUUCCACCAACUCCUCCUCCGAGUAGACAGGAGCAGCUUUCACUCAUCGAAUUAACUACUCCUACUCCGGUGGACGCUAAUGAAAGAGUUACUCCCUCCGCGAACGCUGGGCAAAAACCUAGAAUGGGCACCUCAAAGAAUUCUAGAGACAAAAAUGUAGCUCCAGCUGCCGUUUCUAGACGUAGCUCGAAAACUCCUGCUGUCAAACCCAAAACCUCAGCAAAACCUGCAGCUUCAAUCUCAGCCUUGCCCGCCAUGCCCGCCAAACAAAAGCGAUCGUUAAAAAAAAGGACAGAAGAAGAGUACGACAUGGGGUUUUGUGACAUUUCCCUUUGUUCUAAGCCGAAUCAAGAUUGGAUUGGUUGCGACAACUGCAAUAGAUGGUUUCAUUUCAGGUGUGCCAAAAUAAAGAAGAGUGAUUACAAAAAAGAGGAUCCCUAUGUAUGCCCUCUUUGCAAAUACUAGACAGCAAGAAGAAAGUUUUACAACGAUGGUGAUUGGUGAAAGAGGAAAACCGAAACACAGAAAAACCAAAAAUCAUUAAUCAGUUAAUUCUCGCUUUGUUCGCCUCUCACUUCCCGGAUCUCGUAUCUCCGAUCUCGUUUUUGUGUUUUCAAGGAUUUGUUGUGUUGAUAAACCCCGUUUGAUCUGUUAAAAUAAAAAUGAACCAGAAGGAUUGAAAUUUAUACUAGUUAAGU
Molecule: messenger RNA, 765 nt
Organism: Daphnia magna
Lineage: Eukaryota; Metazoa; Arthropoda; Branchiopoda; Diplostraca; Daphniidae
Product: PHD finger protein ALFIN-LIKE 6-like
Exons: 4
Coding region: 191-532 (113 amino acids)
Cellular component (GO): Set1C/COMPASS complex
Source: RefSeq, a predicted model, not a curated record